CUUAUCACCUUUUCUUCUGCUAACCUCCACCGGAGAAGACAGGAUAAGCCCGGGCCAAUCUAUCAGUGCAAACCAGACAAUAACCUCUUGGAACGAUGUCUUUGCAUUGGGCUUCUUCAAUCCUCCUAAUUCUACCAAUCGCUACGUUGGAAUUUGGUACAACAAGAUUCCAGUUCCGACGGUUGUAUGGGUGGCUAACAAAGAAAACCCACUUCUGGAUUCCGCCGGAGUUCUUACAAUCACCAACAAUGGAAAUCUCGUCAUUUUGGAUGGGAGCAGAAACAUUGUUUGGUCGUCCAACGUUUCCAGUAUGGUUGAAAACGCUACGACCGCUGUGCUUAUGGAUACUGGUAAUCUUGUUUUGAGACAAACCGAUCAGACGAUCGUGUGGCAGAGCUUCGAUGAUCCUUUUGGUACAUUGCUCGCAGGUGCGAAAUUGAGUUUGAAUCAAAAAACCAAAGAAAACAUACGUCUCAUUUCAUGGAUGGAUGUAAAUGAUCCUUCCAUCGGGUCAUAUGCUUAUGGUAUUGAUCCCCGCACGCCUCAUCAGUUUAGCAUGUGGAGGGGGGCGGAAACGUACAUGAGGGGCGAUGUAUGGCAACAGGUCUCAGCCACCCGUAGGCCGGAGGCGGACCGCGACUAUGUGGGCUUUACUUCUGUUGUGAUCAUCAACGAUGAAAUUUAUUAUGAGUAUACUCUUUCCGACAAUUUGGUAAUACUAAGGUGGGUGUUAACGCCGAUGGGGCUCUUACAGAUGCAGUCAUGGCAAGAGAAUUCGAAAGAGUGGAAAGUUUUGACCUCGCAGCCUGGAAAUGAAUGCGAGUUGUAUGCAAGAUGCGGUCCAUUUGCUAGUUGUGUUAUUAGCAGCUCAUCAUCAAUGUGUAAGUGCUUGAGAGGAUUCAAGCCCAAAAUCCAGAAAGACUGGGAUUCGGGGAAUUGGUCUGGAGGUUGUGUGAGGCAAAAGCCAUUAGAGUGCGAGAAGGGAGAUGGGUUUUUGAAGUUGGUAGAGACGAAACUGCCUGAUUUUUCGAUAUCGGCUGGAAAUAUUAGUAUGAGAGAGUGUGAACUGGCAUGCCACAGCAACUGUUCUUGCACUGCUUAUGCUUAUACAAAUGUGAGCGGCUGGGGAGACUGGAAAUGUGUGAUUUGGGUUGGAGAUUUGAUUGAUCUUGUGGAUAAUAGAGAAACGAUAGUUGAUCUCUACGUGCGUCUUGCUGCUUCCGAAUUGGGCAUAGACGGUCAGGUAACUGACGCAUCUAACAAGAGGAGACGUUUGCUUGCCAUUCUACUGUCAUCAGCUGCCGUAGGGAUACUUCUUUUGGGCACUUCUGGCUACCUCUGGUUAAGGAGACGCGGGAAAAAUGGGAUGAGAGAAACAAACAAGGCGUAUCCUUCAGAAGGUUCGGCUGGUGUUGAAACACAUUACAGGGGAUGUAACACUCUUCAGACCGGCACAAAUAUCUCAGAACUAGCAUUUCUCGAUUUUGAUUAUAUAGUUGCAGCCACGGACAACUUCUCUGCAACAAAUGAGCUUGGAGUGGGUGGUUUUGGCCCCGUUUACAAGGGGACAAUCUCAGGCCAAGAGGUAGCUGUGAAGAGACUUUCUAAAAGCUCAGGGCAAGGCCUAGAGGAGUUUAAGAAUGAAGUAGAGCUUAUUGCCAAGCUUCAACACAGGAAUCUUGUUAAGCUUUUGGGUUGGUGUAUAUCCGGUGAAGAAAAGAUAUUGAUCUACGAGUACAUGCCCAACAAUAGCCUAGAUAAAUAUCUAUUUGAUCCAAGCAGAGAGCCACAACUGGAUUGGGGUCAGCGGUUCCGCAUUGUUGAAGGGGUUGCACAAGGGCUUCUUUAUCUUCAUCGGUAUUCAAGAUUAAGAAUCAUUCACAGAGAUCUAAAGGCCAGCAACAUUCUUUUAGAUGGUGAGAUGAACCCAAAAAUAUCAGACUUUGGAUUGGCCAGGAUCUUUGGCGGAAAUCAAACCCAAGGAAACACUGCUAGAGUGGUGGGGACUUAUGGUUAUAUGUCACCGGAGUACGCCGUAAGGGGUCAUUUCUCAGAGAAAUCUGAUGUCUUUAGCUUUGGAGUAUUAUUGUUAGAGAUCGUGAGUGGGAAACGGAGCAGCAGAUUUUGGCCUUAUGAACAGUGGUCAAAUCUUCUAGGAUUUGCAUGGCAACUGUGGAAUGAAGGUAGGGGACUGGAGCUGAUGGAUCCGUCGAUAAGCAAUUCACAUGUGACCCAUGAAGUGGACAGAUGCAUCCAUGUGGGGCUCUUAUGUGUCCAAGAGGACCCAACUGAUCGGCCCACCAUGUCUUCUAUUGUUCUCAUGUUAGGCAACGAAAGUGCAAGACCACCAUCACCCAAGCAACCUGCAUUUUCUACAUGGAAGAGUCCCAUCACUGCUAAUCCAUCUUCGGAUAACUCUGUAAAUGAGAUGACAAUUAGCAUGUUAGAACCCAGGACAUAGUUCUUGUUACUUACAAAGGGAAAUCAGAGGCUGUUUUGCUGUUAAUAGAAUGAGAUUAAGAUCUUUCUUAUGUCAAUGAGGUUUGGGCGAUGGUCUAUAUAGCUUUUGAGAGAUUGGCUCCUUCAAUGUGGUUUCCUUUUUUGUAUAGCAAAGCAUGAGGAGUCAGAAAACAUUUUAAAUCUUUUUUAAAUAGUUUUUUUUUCUUCCUUUUUUUGUUCUUUUAUCAUACGUGUAGUGGGGGUACCGUCCACCUUUCCUAGAAAAAGUUCUAGUAACUACAUCUAACAUAAAUUUUUGAGCUAUAGCUCUUGAUUUUUAUUAAUGGAAAAUUCAAUUAUACUGUUGUUGAA
Magnolia sinica is the source of this 2811-nucleotide messenger RNA. Its product is annotated as cysteine-rich receptor-like protein kinase 10. NCBI's taxonomy places the organism in Eukaryota, Viridiplantae, Streptophyta, Magnoliopsida, Magnoliales, Magnoliaceae. Gene Ontology annotation, molecular function: protein serine/threonine kinase activity; ATP binding. The transcript is spliced from 7 exons. The record is from RefSeq and is a predicted model, not a curated record. Gene Ontology annotation, biological process: protein phosphorylation; recognition of pollen. Bases 311 to 2461 code for a protein of 716 amino acids.